AUGUUAUCAGUUAGACAUAACAAUGAAACAGUCAUAAAAGAAUUUCUUCUGAUUGGAUUCUCUGUUCUGAAAGAGAAAGGACUUUGUCUCUUUAUAAUAAUUUCAGCUAUAUAUGUUGUUACAAUAACAGCCAAUGUCUUUAUUAUUAUAAUUGUCAAAAGUGAAAGACGUCUUCACAAGCCUAUGUAUUUCUUCAUUGGUGGACUUUCAUUCCUUGAGAUUUGGUACCCUUCAGUCACUGUCCCCAGGCUCUUGUGGUCUCUUAAAACUAAAGAAGAAGCAAUAUCCCCAGCUGGAUGCAUGGCACAAUUUUAUUUUCACUUUUCUCUUGGAGCAACAGAAAUCUUUCUUCUGACUGUAAUGGCAUAUGAUCGCUAUGUGGCCAUCUGCAACCCCCUUCGCUAUUUAAUUAUUAUAAGUCCUAAAGUUUGCACUAUACUCAUACUUGGGUCCUGGGCUUGUGGCUUUAUUGCAGUGGUUACUCCUUGUGUGCAGAUUGCAAACCUCUCAUUUUGUAGGGAGAACCAAAUUGAUCAUUACUACUGUGACUUGGCCUCAUUACUAAAAUUGUCUUGUUCAGAAACUUCAAGGAUUGAAAAGAUGUUUUUCUGCCUUAGCUUGGUCAUAAUAUUAGGCUGUUUUUUCUUAAUUAUUAUAUCUUAUAUUUGUAUAAUAAGGACAACUCUGAUGUUUCCAACUGCUAUAGGGAGACGCAAAACAUUUUCUACUUUUACCUCACACCUUAUUGUUGUUUUGUUAUUUUAUGGCACCAUCAUCUUCAUGUUUGUCAGACCCAGCACUGGUGGACUCAUGUACCUGAAUAAAAUAGUUUCCAUCAUUCCCUCAGUAGUUACUCCUCUUUUGAAUCCAGUUAUCUACACUUUGCGCAACCAUGAGGUGCAAGAAGCAAUGAAGAAAACUGCUCAAAAAUUUAUUUUUCCAUUAGAGAAGGAUGGUAUCUGUGGCAAAAUAAAAAUGCUGAAAACAACUGAUUUUAUUCAAAGUGCCUUAUAUUCUUACAGAGAUUAG
Messenger RNA from Nanorana parkeri, 1029 nucleotides. RefSeq names its product olfactory receptor 6F1-like. Gene Ontology annotation, molecular function: G protein-coupled receptor activity; olfactory receptor activity. The transcript has a single exon. Gene Ontology annotation, cellular component: membrane. The coding region runs from base 1 to 1029 and encodes 342 amino acids. NCBI's taxonomy places the organism in Eukaryota, Metazoa, Chordata, Amphibia, Anura, Dicroglossidae. Gene Ontology annotation, biological process: G protein-coupled receptor signaling pathway. The record is from RefSeq and is a predicted model, not a curated record.